CACCGUCUCCUCCCUGAACCGGAACAAUAUGGUUUCACCUUCGCCGUGGAGCGAGGGACGCUCACUCGGGCUUUAGCUGGAAAAUUUGACUUUCAGAUGAGAGAUAAAUGUCCGUGUAGCCCCGCAGCGCGUCUGACUGUCGUCCACACGCAGAGGAAACAUGAAGCAGGACGUCAGGAUUCUCCUCCUGGGGGAACCCAAGGUGGGGAAGACGUCCCUCAUCAUGUCCCUGGUCGGAGAGGAGUUUCCAGAAGAGGUUCCCUCCAGAGCUGAAGAAAUCACCAUCCCUGCUGAUGUGACUCCUGAGAAGGUGCCCACACACAUAGUGGACUACUCAGAAAAGGAGCAGAGUGAUAAAGUCCUGAAAGAUGAGAUCAUCAAGGCCAACGUGGUUUGUGUCGUGUAUGAUGUCACCAAUGAGGAAACAAUAGAAAAGAUCAGAACGAAAUGGAUCCCGUUAGUAAACGGAGAAGCAGAAAAGGGGAACAAAGUUCCCAUCAUCCUUGUGGGAAACAAGUCUGAUCUGCGCUGCGGGAGCUCAAUGGAAACUAUCCUCCCCAUCAUGAACCAGUUCUCUGAGAUUGAGACAUGUGUCGAGUGUUCUGCGAAGAACCUGAAAAACAUCUCAGAGCUGUUCUACUAUGCACAGAAGGCCGUUCUUCACCCCACUGCUCCUCUUUACGACCCUGAAGACAAACAGCUUAAACCUUUAUGUGUCCGAGCCCUCAGCAGAAUAUUCUACAUUUCCGACCAGGACAAUGACCGUAUCCUCAGUGACGCUGAACUCAACAGAUUUCAGAAAUCUUGUUUCGGAAAUCCUCUUGCACCUCAAGCCUUAGAAGACGUGAAGACAGUAGUUUGGAAGAACACAAGCGACGGAGUGCAAGACAACGGCCUGACGCUCAAUGGUUUCUUGUUCCUUAAUACAUUAUUUAUCCAGAGGGGCCGACAUGAAACCACGUGGACCAUCCUCAGAAGGUUUGGUUAUCAUGACAACCUUGAGCUGACUGACGAUUACCUUUAUCCUGAACUACGGGUUCCUGUCGGCUGCACCACAGAGCUCAAUCCACUAGGCCACCAGUUCCUCCAGCAGCUGUUUGACAAGUAUGAUGAAGACAAAGACUCUGCCUUGUCCCCGUCGGAGCUUAGGAACCUGUUCUGUGUAUGUCCCUACAUGCCGUGGGGGGCCGAGGUCUACAUGACUGUAGCGACCACCGAUGAGGGCUACAUCACCAACCACGGCUACCUCUGUCAGUGGACGCUCUCUGCAUACCUUGACAUCCACCGUUGCCUGGAGCACCUAGGAUACCUAGGUUACCCUAUCCUCACUGAGCAGCAGUCCCAGACCUCAGCUAUCACAGUGACACGGGAGAGAGAGGUGGACCUGGAGAAGUGCCAGACCCAGCGGUCAGUGUUUCUCUGCAAGGUGAUCGGACCGCGGGGGACGGGCAAGACGGCCUUUCUCCAGGCCUUCGUGGGUCGCAACGUUGAGAAAACAGGAAAUCCCAGCAGUGCCUUCUCCCCCUACGCCAUAAACACUGUCCAAGUCAGCAAGCAGGAGAAGUACCUUAUUCUCAAAGAGGUGGAUGUCGAGGCGGAGUUCCUGAAGGAGUCAGACGCCUCCUGUGACGUUGCUUGUCUCAUGUAUGACACCGGUGACCCACAGUCCUUCGACUAUUGUGCCAGUAUAUACAAGCAACACUACAUGGAGAGCAAUAUCCCAUGCGUGUUGGUCGCUUCCAAAGUGGACCUUUCGGAAGUGAAGCAGCUCCACGGGAUGACCCCAGCAGAGUUCUGUUAUAAACACAGAUUGCCUCCACCUCUGCCCUUCUCCAGCCUGUUCCUCGACUCCACCAGCAAGAGCAUCUACACCAGGCUUGCCUGGGCAGCGAUGUACCCACACCUGAAUGGUUCAGACAUGAGCAACACAUCCUUCUGGCUGCGAGUGGCGCUGGGCUCGGCUGUUGUCGCAGUUCUGGGCUUUGCUAUCUACAGAGCCGCUGUGAGACUGAAAUGACCCAGAGCCAGCUGAGCUUUUACGUUUUGUUUUGUUUUUCAAAACGAUCCACCCUUUAUCCAUCAAGACCAAACCUCCGAAACCAGAUCCAGAGCAAAUGCAGUUUGCAUCAUUUCACUUUUUACCACAGAGGCUUCCAGGAAACUUGUCAUAUCUCUGCCCGCCUUUGUCUGACCUCCUCACUUUGUCCUACCCUCAGUCAACAGACCGCACGUGGAUCCUAGUGGUCUUAUUGUAGUCCUCGAUGCUGUGCCCAGCUUUUUCUGCCUUAUAUUGUCUCACCAGGUCAACAUAGGAGUUAGCCUAUCUACGCUCUGUGCAUUGAAAAACAUAGAACUGCUACUGUUCAUAUUCAAAAAGGUGCUUUAUGAGAACAGAGGAGUUGGACAAAGUCCAGUCUGUGUCCUCUCCCUCAGUUAUCUGUAAGGGUUAAUGGUGAGAUGAGAGAGUUUUAUAUACAUGCAGUGUUUCCCUAGUAUGACAGAGAGUUGCCAAAUUGACAAGACUGAAGAACCAAAGGGAGCAUGUGAGGCAUUUUCAACAGAGAUGACAUCCUGGUUGGCUGCUGCUGAACCUCCUCAGUGAACAACAGAGGUUUCUCUUUGUGCAUGAUGGAAAAUGGCUGUUUGCAACAAAACUAAAAUUGCAGGAACAAUAUUUUCUCCUGAGACGAAGUGAAUCUUAAAAAUGAUAAAAAUCUUAAAAGAAAGGAUCUGGUCCGAUCUCUGCUUUCACUCCUUUUUUUCAUACUGAAAUCAAUAUAUUUUCAACCAGACUGAAGUAGAUUUCUUAUCUGUUUUGUUUUUCUUUUCUGUUCACAUAUACCUGACACUGUGCAUGCAUGUUACAUGACCUGCCAUUGUUUUGUUCUGUUGCUCAAUUUAGCUGCUGACCUGCUGUUUCUGCAGCUUUUAAAGAUAUGACUGUUUCCUCUGCAAGAUUGAGAUGCUUAAUAAAAGACCAGAGCGGGUGGGAUCUUCCACCCAAAAGACAAACGAA
Pleuronectes platessa (European plaice) is the source of this 3016-nucleotide messenger RNA. It is a transcript of the gene rhot2, whose product is annotated as ras homolog family member T2. The record is from RefSeq and is a predicted model, not a curated record. The transcript has 19 exons. Gene Ontology annotation, biological process: mitochondrion organization; small GTPase-mediated signal transduction. Bases 161 to 2017 code for a protein of 618 amino acids. Gene Ontology annotation, molecular function: calcium ion binding; GTPase activity; GTP binding. NCBI's taxonomy places the organism in Eukaryota, Metazoa, Chordata, Actinopteri, Pleuronectiformes, Pleuronectidae. Gene Ontology annotation, cellular component: mitochondrial outer membrane.